UUUGCAACGAGGGACCAAAAAAUGCCCGGAUUGGGUCGUAAACAACCAUGGAACCGCAGAGAGCAUCUCGUCGGGUGGAUCGAGGGCUAGACUGUAAUGUAACAUAAUGGAAACAGCUGGAACACAGCAGUGGUGUGACAGGGAUGACGGUCGAGAGGCGACAACAUCAUAGGAGCUGCAGACAGAGCCAGAGUCUAUGGGGCCAAUUUGUAAGAUAACAGAAGAGCAACGAGGACAGUUUCCUGGCAUUUGCCCACAGAAAUUAACCAAAUUUCGCUGGGAGAACAAGUGAAGUCCAGUGACCACGAGUACUUUGAAGAAAAAAAAACAGAGAGAAAAUGACAAACAGAUUUUACAGGAUGACUUACAACUGAAUAAACUGCAAAGAGCGCCACGGACUACAUUACCCACAAUCCUCGUCUCAAAUAUACACUGGAUACCUUGCAAUCUCUCUCAUCUCUCCUCUUAUUCAGCCAAUGGGCAUAGAGGAUUAUACCUAGUCUGAGACCGGUUACCACAGCACAGGAGGGGGGCGGGGUUGGGGGGGGGGGGCGACAUUUGGACCGAAGACCCCUGGGAAAUAUUCACACCACCUCAAUCACGUGGAGCCUGACCACCUUCCACCGCCUACUGAAGGAACACCGCCAGGCAAGAAAGCAGACAGAUCAUACCGGACAAGAUACCUGAGGGAUCAACAGCUGCCUGGCCAAGCCGCUCCCUACAUAGGACGUAGGCAGUGAGGCAUCUCACUUGCAUUUGGAACACAGCCGUCAAGUCGGUUCCAGAGUCAAGACCCCCUUGCAGAGCCCCUGGGGGCUCCAGCACCAGCGGUUGAGUCUCCUUAGCAACACCAAGUCUGCCUGGAGGUGAUGGGCAACAAGAACAUGAGUGCCCCCCCGAAGGGCCCCGAUGCUGGGGGCCAGGAGACCCAGGAGGAGCAGCCGUCGGAGACCAGCCUCCCAGGACCCUCUGAACGUGUAGGGGCCCCGGGCCCCAGUCCAGAGGUGCUGGCUUCCCUGCACACCCUUGUGGAGGCCCCAAACUACACACUACUGCCACACUCCCUACACCAGAUGGCAGAGGCGUACUCCCUCAAAGACGACUACCAGUGGGCAAUCCAGUUCCUGCAGUUGGAGAAGUCCUACCAUGAACGCUUGCUGGCCAACCUCGCCGCCCUAGAGGAGACCUGGGAGAGCCAACUGGAGGGUCAGAAGGAUCCUGAGGGAACAGAGUCCAACCGAAGCAGGGAGAGCAGCAUGGAGGCCCUGGAGCAGCUCUGUAGGAACCACAGCAGACCGCUCAGUGGGGACCAGUGUGUGUCCGACCCGGAGAGGGGAGGAGCCGAGGGCAGAGCUCUGCACCACGGGGAGAACCAGACUCCGCCCCCUCUACAGCAUGGAGCAGACACUAAACCCCCAGCAGCACCCACGGGUGAGGGUCUGACACAUACAGAACCACGGCCCCCUCAAGACCCCCGCCAGCAGGACGAGGGGACGGAGGAGCAGCAGGAGGAGGAGGAGGAGGAAGACGAGGAGCAGGAAGAGAGGAGAGAAGGUGAAGAGGAAGAGAUGGAGGAAGAGGAAGAGAGGCGAGGAGCAGAAGAGGAGGAGGAGGUGUGUGAGGAAGAGAGGCGAGGUGCAGAAGAGGAGGAGGAGCCAUGUGAGGAAGGGCAGGAGGUGGCGUGUGAGGAGAUGAGCCCCGAGGAGGAGGAGGUGAAGGGGGAGUGGCCCACAGGGGUCCCGCAGGCCUCGGAGAAGGACCUGGUCAAGCUGUCACACGAUGAGGGGUGCUCCGCUCAUGACGGCCUGGUCUCCAUCCUAAAGCGCAGGAGGGCAUCGUUGGAUGGUCUACCGCCCCCUGGUGUCUCAGUCGAGAAGCACAACGGCAAGCGCAAGGUCCGCUUCACCGAGCCGGAAUACACCGCAGAGCAAGAUGAGGCGGGUGGAGACUCGUGUCUGAUCCUGUUGCUGCUGUGUACGGUUACCGUGGUGAUCAGCAUCGGCGGCACGGCCCUGUACUGCACCCUGGUGGACACCUACUCCAGCAUAUGCACAGACUUCUCAGACAACAUCAACUUCUACGUCGUAAACGUGCAGAGGGUCUUUGACCAACUGAAACACUUGCUGCCCCUUCAGACUUAAAACACACAACACACCAUUACUCGAGACACUUUACAGGUUUUCUUUUGUGUCAUGCUGUCUUGAGGUGGUGGCUGACCCAACCUACAACGCUGAUGUCAUCAGGUCACCGAGGAACAACCAAUCAGCUUUAACCUGCCGUUGCUACGGGGCAGUGAUUGUCAGAUGGACCUUUUAUGAUCGUACUUCCAAGUGCUGUGCUAGUACUCCUUCACAUCCAGAUGUAUGUUGAUGUUCUUUGAAUGUUGCCGAGUUUGUUUUAUAAAGCUCAAAAAAGAAGAAACUAAACAUUUGCAAGAAUUACAUGCAAGCCGUCAACUGGUCCGACGAGCUAAGAUGGAAGAUCUGGAAGAAUGUGUUUCUUAAAGGCUCUGGACCAAAGUGUACACGCAUGCAUGUACACACAGACACAGACACACAGACACACAGACACACACACACACACACACACACACACACACACACACACACACACACACACACACACACACACACACACACACACACACACACACAAAGCCAUGUUGUUCCUGUAUUUAAUUAACUUUAUUGUCCAGGUUUUAUUGUAGCACGUCGUACUGUACUAUGGAGGAGACCAACCCAGAUGUAAUUAGAAGAGCUACAGCAUGUGUUGUUUCGUUAUAAACAACGCAGACCUAAGCUCUGCCUGGUGUUCCUUUACUAUCUCUUUUUUCCUAUUUUUAUUUACAUUUUCUUUAUGUAUUUUGUAGCCGAAGUAAACAUGCUUGCGGCUGUAGCUGUCUAUUGCUACCACAUUGAAGUAUAGCCUGUAUAGAUCUCAGAAACACGCCUGUACACACAUAAAUGUGAAACAAAUGCAGUAUUUUAAAUUACUCCGGACCUCUUGACAUAGGUAUACUUUAACAUACAAGUUGUAUAGCUGCUUUGUUACAAGACAAGAACUUACAAAAUUAGAUUAGGAUUUAGCCCAUAUGUGUAUAUACAUGACUCAAGUUUGCAUCAACAACAGUCCCCGGUUCAAUACAGAGUGACACCAUUACCAACAAGCAUGAUAGAAUGGCCUGUGUUUAAAAUAAAGAUCAAAAUUGCUUUUCAUUUUAAACCGG
Messenger RNA from Gadus morhua (Atlantic cod), 3226 nucleotides. RefSeq names its product consortin, connexin sorting protein b (gene cnstb). The record is from RefSeq and is a predicted model, not a curated record. Gene Ontology annotation, biological process: positive regulation of Golgi to plasma membrane protein transport. Gene Ontology annotation, cellular component: trans-Golgi network; plasma membrane; transport vesicle. Lineage: Eukaryota; Metazoa; Chordata; Actinopteri; Gadiformes; Gadidae. Bases 870 to 2141 code for a protein of 423 amino acids. The transcript has 12 exons. Gene Ontology annotation, molecular function: connexin binding.